AUGAGUGGCAUGCACAACAAUGGCGGCCGGGUCGCCCUGCUGCUCGAAGGAUGCUACAGCGAGGCCAUGGCGGCCAAUGUGGUCGCUGGUUGUGUGGAUAAUCUUCGCGGUUGCCUCGCUGAGCCACUCUAUCCGCUCAUGAUUGCCUUAGCCGACGAGAUGCGCAAGUGUGGUAACGUUUUUCUUCGUAUUCUCGAACAGGCUCGAACACACCCAGGUCGUGUACCAACCAUGUUGGGCUAUCUUGACAUUCUAUUGCCUAGCUUUCAAAAGAGCGUCGACGACAUCCGCACUCACUAUGAAGACAAGACCAAGAACAAAGAGAUCCGCUGGCGCACCAUGUACCACAAGAUGACGGAUGAGGCUGGUGGCAUUCAUUUGCCGCAACGGUUCAGCCUUUAUUAUCAGUUCCUGCUUCUCAUGAGCCAAAUGUUGAUAAGGUCUCCGCAAUUUGACAUGAACGCCAUGGAGGCCCUGCAAAAUCGCGUCUGCCAACUCCGUGAAAAGCAGGGCAUCAAGUCUCCUCCGUCACCGGCCGGCCCGCUUGUCAUGUCCGCAGCAGCAGCAGUAUUCCGAGACAGAAGCCUCCAUUGGGCCGAAGACAUUUUUUCCCGGCCGUUGCCUUCCCGGACGCCCCUCAAACACCUCAAAUUCUCGGAAUGCUACGGUCCUUGGAAGGACGCUAUCGUGCCGAAAGAAGCCCGGAUUUUGUUUCGGCGUUCGUUUGACCAGGAUCGCCUCACAAUCUUGGCGUUUAUUAACCCUUUUGACCGUUGUCCCUACCUGGUUGUUCGCAGCCUCGACACAGGCACCAACAUGUCUGCGUUUUCGAUAUAUGGCGUGCACGAGCUGUGCAUUGAGCGUGAUGGCAGCUGCCUCGUCAUCAAACGUUGGAGUCAUACGGAAAACACCUCUAAGUUGUGGGUAUUGCUUUACUUUCUUACUUGGGAGGAGCUAGUUCUCUUUCACUGUACCUUUGUUGCCAUGAAAUUUGAGGGUCCUACGGGAGCGGUCCACCCAAUCGAACUCAAUAUCAGCCGGGAGAAGCGCCUAUUCCAAGCUUACCGGCCUGAACACAUGAGGCAGAACAAGUACAAUGCGCUGGAACUAGACUUUUUCGCCGAAGAAGCCCAGGAAAGCUUCAGGGAGCUAUUCUAUUCACCGCCGAAAGCAACGGACGGCAGCAACCCGACAGAGUCGACGGCCCCGUCCGAUGACGGCGAGCGGACAGAUCCAUCGAAAUGA
This is a messenger RNA of Sporothrix brasiliensis 5110, 1245 nucleotides long. RefSeq lists its product as uncharacterized. The coding region runs from base 1 to 1245 and encodes 414 amino acids. The record is from RefSeq and is a predicted model, not a curated record. The transcript has 4 exons. NCBI's taxonomy places the organism in Eukaryota, Fungi, Ascomycota, Sordariomycetes, Ophiostomatales, Ophiostomataceae.